Pantherophis guttatus is the source of this 765-nucleotide messenger RNA. NCBI's taxonomy places the organism in Eukaryota, Metazoa, Chordata, Lepidosauria, Squamata, Colubridae. The record is from RefSeq and is a predicted model, not a curated record.
UGAGCCCUCUGCUGUGGCUCCCUGUCGGAAUCCUGUGCUAAAAGAUGUCCGCUCGACGACGUGGCACGGUUGCAGAGAAGAAAGGGAAACGCGCCUCACGGGCGAUAUCGUUAUCCGGACAGAAGAAUGACCUGACUACUCCGUCAGUCGUUGAUGAAUUGGAUUAUAUCCAGCCUAAUGUCCCCGAAGAGGCGGAAGAGAACGUGGAGCUGGUCAUCGUUCCUUCCACCCCCAUGGAGGGAGAGGCGGAUUUGAAACCAUGCCUCCGAAAACGGCUGUCCUUGUCCGGCGUCACCGAAGAGAUGUGGACGGAGGAACAUCUGGCCGCCAUGGACCAGUUCCUGAAGGACGUCACCCAAACCAUGAUUGUAUUUUACGUCGACGACUUCGCCGGGUUGAAAGUGGAACCGGUGAUACCUCACCAGGAGCAGAAACAGCUGGCCUACUUCAUCCGCCAGGAGAACGCCGAAAUUACGGAGGAGAACUUCCACGAAGUGGUGCAGUUCGGCUCCGUGCGCAGGCCGUACAUCGAUUCCCUGAUGCGCACGCUCAACGCGGCGUAUCUGCCCCGCCUCUUCCGCAAAGGCUCCUGGCCGGAAAGCAUCAAAAACGAAUUUUUCUCCGAAAUUUAUCAUUUCAUGACCUCCCUGACAGAUACUCGCUACAAGAUGAAGGGCCGUACCGUCCUUUACAUCCCGAUCGAAUCCUUCACCAUCACCCCGGAGGUGGCCCAGAAGGACAAGGCCGUGGUCCAUCGUCUGGAGA